Molecule: messenger RNA, 2811 nt
Organism: Prunus armeniaca (apricot)
Lineage: Eukaryota; Viridiplantae; Streptophyta; Magnoliopsida; Rosales; Rosaceae
Source: the annotation of a GenBank genome assembly
AUGAAGGAUGCUAAGGCACUAGGUAUUAUUCAAGGGGCUGUCUCAGAUGACAUUUUCCCCAUAAUUUCGAAUGAAGAAACCUCAAAAGGUGCUUGGGACAUUCUACAUCAGGAGUUUCAUGGUGAUAAACAGGUCAGAUCUAUUAAGCUACACGGUCUGUGUCGAGAUUUUGAGUACACAAGAAUGAAGGAUGAUGAAACCUUGUCUGUGUAUCUCACUCGUUUGCUUGAGUUGGUGAAUCAAAUGAAGGGGUAUGGAGAAGAUUUAUCAGGAGGAAGAUUAGUUCAGAAAUUGCUUAUAAGUAUAACCAAAGAGUUUGAUCCAGUGUGUUAUGUAAUUGAGCAAACUAAAGACAUUGAAACUAUUGAGGUGCAAGAAGUAAUUACUGCACUAAGAGGUUUUGCUCAAAGGCUUGAUAGGCAUGCUGAGAGUACCACUGAAAGAGCUUUCAGUAGUAUGAGUGUGAAUCAGAAGGGAACCCAGUCAAGUUCUUCUUCUGGUGAUGCUAAGCCAAAAAGAACUGGAAAUCAAAAGGUAAGAAAUGGGAUUCUAAACCUCAGAACUCUGUCAAUCAAGGAGGAAAACCAGAUCAUACUAAGGGAAAAUGCAAGCAUUGUGAUAAACUACACUAUGGAGAGUGUUGGUUUAAAGGGAAGCCAAAAUGCUAUGGUUGCAAUCGAUUUGGUCACUACAUUAAGGAAUGUGAUCAAGCAAACAAGGCUGGAAAAUGCAUGUAGUAAUCAUAUGACCUCUCAUGAGUCUUUGCUUGUGAACAUUGAUAAGAAUGUGAAGUGUAGAGUUAAAAUGGAUACUGGUGAUUUGGUGCAAUCAACUGGCAAAGGCACUUUGGUCAUAGAAAUGCAGGGUGUGACCAGAUACAUUAAGGAAGUUAUGAUUGUCCCUAGUUUGGAUGAGAACCUGUUAAGUGUAGGUCAAAUGGUAGAACAUGGAUAUUGGCUUGUCUUUGGUGAUAAUAUGGUUGAUAUUUAUGGGGAUAGGCAGAUGCAGGAUUUGAUUGCAAGUGUACCAAUGAAGGGAAAUAGAUGUUUUCCUUUAAGCCUAGAAUAUGUCAAACCUUCUAUGGCUAAUAAAGUAACAGUUGAGGAGUCAUCUUGGUUGUGGCAUAAAAGGUAUGGACAUCUAAACUAUACUAGUUUGAUGCUCCUGCAAGACAAAGAAAUGGUGCAAGGUCUACCUAGAUUACAAGUCACAAAGCAUGUGUGCUCUGGUUGUGCUACAGGAAAAGGUCAUAGAGAACCUUUUGACAAGGAGAAAGUUUGGAGAGCAUCACAGCCCUUAGAACUGAUACACUGUGACAUUUGUGGUCCAAUUCAGAUUACUACUCCUGCAAGCAACAGAUUCUUUCUCACCUUUAUAGAUGAUCACACUAGAAUGUGUUGGGUAUUCUUCUUGCAGCACAAGUCACACGUCUUCAAUAUUUUUAAAAGAUUCAAGUCCAUGGCUGAACUUCAAAGUGGCUACAAAAUCAAGAAACUCAUAAGUGACAGGGGUGGAGAGUAUACUUCCCUGGAAUUUUCAAAGUUUUGUGAAGAGAUGGAUUUAGAAAAUCAAUUGACUGUAGCUUACUCUCCACAACAGAAUGGUGUUGCAGAGAGAAAGAAUCGUACAGUGGUAGAAAUGGCAAGAACAAUGAUGCAUGAGAAGAAGAUCCCAUUGAAGUUUUGGGUAGAAGCUGUGAAUACAGCUAUUUAUCUACAGAAUCGAAGUCCAACAAGUGCUUUGGACAACACAACACCAUUUGAGAAGUUUAGUGGAAGGAAACCAGGUGUCAAACACUUGAGAAUCUUUGGCUCUCUAUGCUACAUUCACAUCCCUUCACAGAAAAGGCACCAACUAGAGGAAACUGGUGAGAAGGGAGUAUUUGUAGGUUAUGGAAUUUGUGAAAAAGGAUAUAGAGUAUUCAAUUUGAGAACUCAAAAGAUUGAACUAUUUAGGAGUGUUAUUUUUUAUAAGAAAGCCAUGUGGGAUUGGGAAUCAAAUGAGGCACAAGUGGAGGUUACAAUUCCUUGGAAUGAUGAACAAAGCUUAAUGACAUCUGAGUUUGAUUCAGAAGCAAGUGACUCACCUCAGUCUGUGCAAUCUCCUAUGAGAACACAAGCUGUCAGUGACCUGCAAGCAACUAUGGAUUCAGUUACACCUGAUUCAUCAGUUUCAACCUCUAAAACUUAUGACCAUACUCCAAGGAAAUGGAAAAGUUUGGAUGAUGUGUAUGCUCAAUGCAAGAUGAGCAUCAUUGAACCUGAAAGUUUCAGUGAAGCAGUCAAAGAUGAAGCCUGGAAAAAGGCUAUGACGGAAGAAAUGUUGAUGAUAGAGAAGAAUUCAACUUGGGAAUUAGUUGAUAGACCAACAAGGCUUGUAGCCAAAGGUUACACACAGAAACCAGGGGUUGAUUUCAAUGAAACCUUUGCACCUGUGGCAAGGUUAGACACCAUUAGAACACUCAUUGCACUAGCUGCACAGAAAGGUUGGAAGCUGUGGCAAUUGGAUGUUAAAUCAGCAUUUUUGAACGGUGUGCUUGAAGAGGAAGUAUAUGUGGAUCAACUGGAUGGUUUUGUGGUUGAAGAGGCUGAAGAUAAAAUGUAUAGAUUGAGAAAGGCUCUUUAUGGUCUAAAACAAGCACCAAGGGCCUGGUAUAGUGAGAUUGAUACAUAUCUCAUUCACUAUGGUUUUCAUAGAAGCUCAAGUGAAGCGACUCUACAUGUGAGAAACAAAGAAGGAAUUGGUGCCUUGAUAAUAUCAAUCUAUGUAGAUGAUAUAGUCUACACAGGGAGUAGUACAAUAAUGAUGUAA